AUUUGAGCCUUGCACCUCUCUCAAAAACUUUUGUUGCAGAGGGACAAUUCUAGGGUUUUCAGUAAAAUUAUACAAAUUCUCAAAAAAUUUGUACAUAAAACAUUUACGUAAAGAUGGUGGUGUCAACGGUUAUGUCCAUAUGCUUUCAAUUCAAUCUCAUUUCAAAUUCAAAUUCUAACCUUCAAUUCUAAUGACUUCAACAGCAAGUGAAUGGCUCGAAUUCACUCUCCCUUCCACACUCUUAAUUUUACCAUACUUUGUAUCCUUCUGAUCCUCACCGUAAACCCUAACUUUAUUUUGUCGUCGAUAAAUGACGAUGAUUUCUCGAUAAUUGAUUUCGAUACCAAUCUCUUCCACCAAGAUUAUUCUCCACCAGCCCCUCCUCCGCCGCCGCCUCACGCGCCGUCGGUGUCAUGCACUGACGAUCUUGGUGGCAUCGGCUCGCUCGAUUCCACGUGUCAGAUUGUCAGCGACUUGAACCUCACACGUGACGUGUACAUUGCCGGGAAGGGCAAUUUUGUAAUCCUACCCGGUGUCAAGUUCCAUUGCCCAAUCUCUGGAUGUUCGAUAAUCCUCAACAUAAGCGGUAAUUUUACUUUAGGCAAGGAUUCUUCUAUUGUGACGGGGGCUUUGGAACUCGUUGCUCAGAACGCAUCGUUUUUAAACAACUCAGUUCUGAACACAACUGGUUUGGCGGGAAAGCCACCACCACAGACGAGCGGGACACCCCAGGGGAUAGACGGGGCAGGCGGGGGACAUGGAGGGAGAGGUGCGUGCUGCUUGGUGGACGAUACUAAGUUGCCUGAGGACGUGUGGGGCGGAGAUGCGUAUUCGUGGUCGUCUUUGCAGACUCCUGAAAGUUUUGGGAGUAAAGGAGGGACUACCAGCAAGGAGGUAGACUAUGGUGGUGGUGGUGGUGGGAGGGUAAAGUUGGAAAUUACAGGGUUUGUAGUGGUAGACGGCAACGUUUUGGCUGAUGGAGGAGAUGGAGGGAACAAAGGUGGUGGUGGUUCUGGUGGCAGCAUUUUUAUUCAGGCUUAUAAAAUGACAGGAAGUGGUGUGAUUAGUGCCUGUGGUGGUAAUGGUUUUGCUGGUGGUGGCGGUGGAAGAGUUUCAGUUAAUAUUUUCAGCAGACAUGAUGAACCAAAAAUUUUUGUUCACGGUGGAAGUAGUUUUGGCUGUCCAGAAAAUGCGGGUGCUGCUGGGACUAUGUAUGAUGCUGUUCCUCGGACCCUUACUGUUAGCAAUCACAAUAUGACAACGGAUACAGAGACACUUCUUCUAGAGUUUCCUAACCAGCCUAUGUGGACAAAUGUUUAUGUUCGAAAUCAUGCCAGGGCUACUGUUCCCUUGCUUUGGAGCCGUGUACAGGUCCAGGGUCAGAUAAGCCUUUUGUGUCGUGGAGUGUUGAGCUUUGGGCUCGCUCAUUAUGCUUCGUCAGAGUUUGAAUUACUAGCAGAAGAGUUGUUAAUGAGUGACUCUAUAAUCAAGGUUUAUGGAGCUCUACGCAUGUCAGUAAAAAUAUUCCUAAUGUGGAAUUCUGAAAUGCUUAUAGAUGGUGGUGGAGAUGGAAUGGUUGCAACUUCCUUGCUUGAGGCUAGUAACUUAGUUGUUCUAAAGGAAUCUUCUGUCAUACAUUCAAAUGCUAAUUUGGGAGUUCAUGGACAAGGUUUAUUAAAUUUAUCAGGACCAGGGGAUUGUAUUGAAGCACAACGUCUGGUUCUAUCAUUAUUCUACGGUAUUCAUGUUGGACCUGGAUCUGUUUUGCGGGGUCCCUUGCAGAAUGCAACAACUGAUUCUGUUACACCGAGGCUGUAUUGUGAACGCCAAGAUUGCCCUAUUGAACUUAUUCAUCCCCCUGAAGACUGCAAUGUGAACUCGUCUCUGUCUUUUACUCUUCAGAUAUGUCGAGUUGAGGAUGUCAGUGUUGAAGGCCUUGUAGAAGGAUCAGUUGUUCAUUUCCACAGGGCAAGAACUAUAUCUGUUCAGUCUUUAGGAACGAUAAGUGCAUCUGGGAUGGGCUGCACAGGUGGUGUGGGUAGAGGUAAUGUUCUGAGCAAUGGUAUUGGCAGUGGUGGUGGGCAUGGUGGUAAAGGUGGCCGUGGAUGCUUCAAUGGUAGCUGUGUUGAAGGAGGUUUUUCUUAUGGAAAUGUUGAUUUACCCUGUGAACUUGGAAGUGGAAGUGGAAAUGACAGCUUAGAUGAUUCUUCUGCUGGUGGUGGUAUUAUAGUAAUGGGUUCGUUUGAGCAUCCUUUGUCUAGUUUGUCCAUAGAAGGCUCAGUUACAGCUGAUGGAGAAACUUUUGGAGGAUCUUUCAUUAAGCAAAAAUUUGCUGUUAGAGCAAGUUCAAGCAGAGGUCCUGGUGGUGGUUCUGGUGGAUCUAUACUUCUUUUUUUGCGAACGUUGGACGUUGGUGAGUCUGCUACUCUUUCAAGUGUUGGUGGUUAUGGCAGCUCCAAGGGUAGCGGUGGAGGAGGUGGUGGGAGGAUUCACUUUCAUUGGUCAGACAUUCCAACAGGAGAUGUAUACCAGCCCAUUGCAAGUGUGAGAGGAAGCAUCCACACCGGGGGUGGUUUUGGUGGCCAUGACGGUGGUGAUGGAGAAAAUGGAACCGCCACUGAAAGCUGCCCAAAAGGGCUUUAUGGGAUAUUUUGUGAGGAAUGUCCUGUUGGCACUUAUAAGAACGUUACUGGAUCUGAUAAAUCUCUUUGUCAUCACUGUCCUGCUCAUGAGCUUCCCCAUCGUGCAGUUUAUAUUUCUGUCCGAGGUGGUAUUGCCGAAACACCUUGUCCUUACGAAUGCAUUUCGGACAGAUAUCACAUGCCACACUGUUAUACAGCCCUUGAGGAAUUGAUUUACACCUUUGGGGGGCCUUGGCUAUUUUGUCUUCUUCUCAUAGGUCUCCUUAUUCUCUUGGCGCUGGUGCUUAGUGUUGCCAGAAUGAAAUUUGUUGGGGUUGAUGAAUUACCAGGCCCAGCUUCCACUCAACAGGGCUCUCAAAUAGAUCACUCCUUUCCUUUCCUGGAGUCACUGAAUGAGGUUUUGGAGACAAACAGAGCUGAGGAGUCCCAGAGUCACGUGCAUAGAAUGUACUUUAUGGGUCCUAAUACUUUCAGUGAACCCUGGUACCUCCCUCAUACUCCCCCAGAGCAGAUAAAAGAGAUUGUAUACGAGAGUGCAUUUAAUACAUUUGUGGAUGAGAUAAAUGCUAUUGCCGCUUAUCAUUGGUGGGAGGGUGCAAUGUAUAGCAUUCUUGCUAUUCUUGCAUAUCCCCUUGCAUGGUCCUGGCAACAAUGGCGAAGGAGGAUGAAACUGCAACGAUUACGUGAAUUUGUUCGAUCAGAAUAUGACCAUGCUUGCUUACGUUCAUGCCGUUCACGAGCUCUCUAUGAAGGGCUUAAGGUAGCUGCAACUUCUGAUCUAAUGCUAGCAUAUUUGGACUUCUUCCUUGGCGGAGAUGAAAAGAGAUCAGAUCUUCCUCCUCACCUCCAUCAAAGAUGUCCAAUUUCAAUGAUAUUUGGUGGUGAUGGAAGUUACAUGGCUCCCUUCUCACUUCAAAGUGAUAAUAUUCUUACCAGCCUAAUGAGCCAGGCUGUCCCACCAACCACUUGGUAUAGACUGGUGGCUGGUUUAAAUGCACAAUUGCGCUUAGUUCGUCGUGGAAGGCUAAGAGUAACAUUUCGACCUGUCCUAAGAUGGCUUGAAACUCAUGCCAAUCCUACUUUGAGAGUCCAUGGCGUACAUGUUGAUCUUGCCUGGUUUCAGGCUACCACUUGUGGUUAUUGCCAGUAUGGACUUUUGGUGUAUGCUAUGGACGAAGACACUGAGUCUCCCCACACUGAAAGUACUGAAGUAGGAGGAAUUGAGCAACAUUUAAAGAGCAUACGAGGGGAAAAUCCAUCUGGUCUUUUGAGUGAUGAUAUGCUUUUAAGUCGAGCCCAAAGAAGCUGUGAAAAUUUUAUGAAGCGAAAAAGGAGUUAUGGAGGGAUUAUAGAUACUAACAGCUUACAAAUGCUUGAAGAGAAGAGAGACAUAUUUUACUUUCUCUCUUUUAUUGUUCAUAAUACUAAGCCUGUUGGCCACCAGGACCUUGUUGGUUUAGUGAUCUCAGUGCUACUUCUAGGAGAUUUUAGCUUAGUGUUGCUUACGUUGCUUCAGCUGUAUUCAAUUUCUUUGGUGGAUGUUUUUCUUGUUUUGUUUAUCUUACCUUUUGGCAUUCUUCUUCCUUUUCCUGCUGGAAUCAAUGCUUUGUUCAGUUUUGGACCAAGGCGUUCCGUAGGUCUAGCACGAGUUUAUGCUUUGUGGAAUGUUACAUCCUUGAUUAAUGUGGGCGUUGCUUUCCUUUGUGGAUAUAUUCACUAUAACCGUCAAUCAUCUCCUAAUAAGAGACUUCCGAACUUUCAGCCGUGGAAUAUUAACAUGGAUGAAAGUGAAUGGUGGCUUUUUCCGGCUGGACUAGUUUUGUGUAAAAUUCUCCAAUCACAGCUUAUUAAUUGGCAUGUUGCCAAUUUGGAGAUUCAGGAUCGAUCAUUGUAUAGUAACAAUUUCGACCUCUUCUGGCAGUCAUGAUGAUAUACUUCUACAAGAUAUAUUCCACUUUUAACAGCCUUUUUUGUUCAGUUUCAAUUGGUCUCUUUCUGUAUGUUCUUUGAGAGUACUAGGUGAGUGGCUGACACAGUAGAAAUAGAAAAAAGGAAAAGAACAAAAACAAUAACCCAAAAAAAUCAAGAAACAAAAUGAAGAUAUAAAUACUAAAUAGAGGCAGGCAUUCAUUCAUGUAAUUCCUGAGGGAUGCUGAAGUUCUUUUUUCUUUACUAUUUUGUUAAAAAUUCAAUGUAAAUAUUAAAUAACAAAUGGGGGCAUACCCAUAUGCUUCAGGGAGUUCA
Molecule: messenger RNA, 4886 nt
Organism: Pistacia vera
Lineage: Eukaryota; Viridiplantae; Streptophyta; Magnoliopsida; Sapindales; Anacardiaceae
Source: RefSeq, a predicted model, not a curated record